This is a messenger RNA of Tyto alba (common barn owl), 1909 nucleotides long. It is a transcript of the gene CD59, whose product is annotated as CD59 molecule (CD59 blood group). The transcript is spliced from 4 exons. The record is from RefSeq and is a predicted model, not a curated record. NCBI's taxonomy places the organism in Eukaryota, Metazoa, Chordata, Aves, Strigiformes, Tytonidae. The coding region runs from base 147 to 506 and encodes 119 amino acids.
GCCGGGCCAACGCCGCUGCUCCUCCCCCGGGGGGGUGGCCCGGCUGGUGGAGGCAGCUCCGCCGCAGCCCCCCCGCAGCAGCAGCAGCAGCAGGAGCGGUCGGUGCGGGGCUGGGCGGCAGCGGGGGCCGGGGACAGGGAAGAAGCAUGACCAAGAUGAAUUGCAUCCUGUUAACUGCCUGCAUUGUUCUGGUUGUUUUUUGUGGUUCUGGUUAUACCCUAAGGUGUUACCACUGUGAGAACAGCCCUUCCUUGUGCAAGACCAAUAGUACUUGCCUAGCGACUGAAGAUACUUGCUUGCAGAUGAAAUUUGGUAAAUUGAGAACUUCCUCCUGCUGGAAGACUUCCCAGUGCAGUAUGAAUGAUAUUGCUGAAUUCUUCCAGUUGGAUAAUUUUGAUUUCUUUUGCUGCCAACACGACUUGUGCAAUGAGAGCGCAAUUACUGGGGUUAACAAAGCAGCCUUCAGUAUUGCCUCUGUAAUGACCAUGUUAUGGAUGCUUCUGUAAUAAUCCUCAUUUGUAUGCUGUACUUUCAAGCUGAAAUUAUAAAAAAAUCAUUAACUCCUUUCUGAAUUAUACUUCUCUCAUUUUCAGUUUCUAACUGAGCAGAAACAUUACAUUUUAAAUUCUGUUUCCUAAGGUUCCAUCUGUUAAAUCACUGUCUCCUUUAAUGGGAGGGAGAUGUAUAUUGUUAGCAAUUAUAGGGAAUUCAGGUAUUUUGGCCUGCCCUAUUCAUGGGGAAAAAACCUUGUUAUCUUGUGGAGAACCUGGGCAAACUUCAGUGGGUGAUGUGAAAGGGAUGAAAUACUGUAGGUUUUAUGCUGGAAAACUGUAAUUUCUUACUGUUCCAUAAACUGUGAUUAUUUUUGGUUGGGAUUUCUGUGGGUUUUUUUCUUCUUUUUUAUGAAUAUUCCUCUGUCAUAAACCAAGCAGAGAAUUUGCCCUUAACACAAGAAGUGUUGGAUCAUAAAUAAAAAUUCGCUGCAGUCUUCAUGAUGAGUAUGGAAGCAUUUAGUUUCAACUGAUGUAGACUCUUUGUUCCCAUCACUGUAACAUUUUAAAAUUUCUUUUUACAAGCCAAUGAUAUAAUCUUGUAAGUACUGUUAUUCUGGGAGAAAGCAUCUACCUUUCUUAAACCAAAACCAAAGUAAUGCUAUAAGUGAGAAACACUUUUCCUUCUUUUUAUAUUUCUGUGAGCAUGCAAACAACGUGCUUUUUUUUUUUUUUUCCUUAUACUUUAUCCAUGUUUAGGAUUUUAAAUAAGCAUGUUCUUUGCACUGAGUAUUUAUUGGUAUGCUAAAAAUUGUUUAUAAAAUGCUGAGGAAUUGAAAUGGCACAUUCCCACAUAGUUAGCUUUUGGUUUUUGUUGAAAACAAUGACAGAUAAACUUAACUCUUCAAUCUUCCACCUAAGUGUAUUAAACAAAACCUUGCAGAACUUUAUAUUUUGACUUUUAUGCAACUCUAUAAAUGCCAAUAGAAAAUAUACAUGUAUUUAUGUAGCAUGAAUAAAAACUGCUCAGUCUGUAUGUGUAAGAGGUCUGGGGCUGAAAUAUUCUGUACAUUGCUCCGACUCAUUGGUGGAGACAGAACUUUGGUACUUCUUUGGUACUUAGGGACCCUCUCAGUCAGGUACAGUGUCAAAUUUUCCUUUUUCUCUUCUGGAGUUCUUGGCAUGUCCCUGCAGGAGUCGUGGUCCAUUGCCAAUGGCACACUCUCUUUCUGAGGACCCUCGCUUGUGACCAGUGACACCUGUUCACCCAGUCAUAACAAGGGUGUUAGUCCAAAACCAUCAUGUAUUCUGCAAUGUAUCUUUUGGUUAAGCUUAUCUUAGGUAUGAAACCAUUCUGGGAUAUCUCUAUAACUCAAAAUAUGGAAGUAUUUAAUUAAUAAAAGUAUCAAAAAAGAAAA